Messenger RNA from Haemonchus placei, 1626 nucleotides. The record is from the annotation of a GenBank genome assembly. Lineage: Eukaryota; Metazoa; Nematoda; Chromadorea; Rhabditida; Trichostrongylidae.
AACAAUAAUAACAAGAACGAUAACAGUUACUAUUAUAAUUACAACUAAAGGCACUACUACGAAGAACAAGCAAUUAAGGCAACAAUCACGGGAAUCGGAACAGUUGGAAGGCGUCCAUCUCAGUACUCGUAUUUGAAAAGGUUGUCGUUUUGUGCUAGUUACUGUAGUGGUAACCUUUUUCGUGGUUGGCAUUCCUCCCCUUCCAUCAUACAGUAGACGUGUAUCCGCUCCACCGUAUUCCAUACCCGUGCUUUCCAUUCCCAUCAUUCCAUUCCUUCCAGUAUUCACCUGAUGUGCAACCGGUCCUCCAUAUUCUAUGCCCGACUUCUCCAACGUCAUCAUACCGUUUCCACCUCGGUCUAGUUGACGUAUUUCUGCACCACCGUAUCGUAGACCUGGUAAACUCGUUCCUGUUUCUCAUCCUUACGUCAUCCAAAUUGCCGUUCUGCUGGGGUUCCUCAAUACGCCCUGAUGAGUCUCUAGGAGGGACUCUUGAAGCGGGCAUUGUAACUCUUGAAGUGGGAGUGUUCAUCUGGUCCGCAGUAUACAAAUUCGGCACAUUUUCGUAUCGCCUGCCACUCGGAUCGACGGCAAACUCUCUUAAAGAUCAAAGUAAAAUAGUUGGAGACAGUGUAGGCCUCAUAGUCACUCACAAUCUGCCAGGUGAACUGAUCGUGUCAAUACGAUCAGCUGAUCGAGAUCGUGGUAACGAGAAGUACGGGAUUGGCUCACGAUCCACAAGAGCUCCCGUUGACGACGUCUCGUUACGGAAGUCGAUUAGUGUUUCCUUUGGGAUUUUUCUUGGACUACGAUUGCUGGCUUCACUCGUUAUGGUUGUCUCGGGACGGAUCUCGUAGAAGGAGUGCCGCCCCGUGCUCGGAGUUCCUUUCGGACGAACUACCACAGUUGGAUAGUAUGGAUCGUCGAUUGUAGUCUCACGAGAGGGCUUCGAAGGAGCGCUUAUCUUUCUGUCCGGCUCCGUCGGAUUUCCACCAUUUAGCUCUCCAAAACUACGUUUGUGAGAACGUGUUGACACUUCAUAUACAUACUUUGUUACUGUCUCAGUGCUUAGUUGAGUUGGCUGCUCCCGAGUCCGAUUCUGGGACACGGUACUUGGACCAGACGCCUUUACUCCAUCUGCUGUUGUUUUGCCAUUUGUAGGCUGAGACGGCUUCUUAAGCAGAUUUUCUCUGGAAUCGAUGGAGAUCUUCGAUGUGAGCUUGGGCUCUUCACGAGGCAAAAUCGUCGUUUUUAUGAUUUUACUCGGUAGUACAGGGAAAUCCUUCGUUAAUGAUUCUUUGAGUUUUUCAUUGAAUUGUCGAAUAACGGUAUCCUGGGCAAUCGAAUCGUCGUUGCUUUCAGUUGUUCGUGAAGAAGUGAUUCCGUAUUUGAGACGAGAAAACAGUGCUUCGAAGUUAGCGACGCUCAUACGCCAAUAAUUCCCCCGGAGGUGCUCCUGCAGCGGGUCAUCUUGAGAACGCUGGAAGAUACAGGAAGUGUUCACCUUGUAGACGUCGGCUCUGUCGAGGUUUAACCUUGAAAGUUACCAAUUAUUCAGGCAAGAGGGUAUUGAAAGUGUCGAUUUUAAUAGUUUGUGAGAAAAGGUCAUGCGGCAUUAUAAACUAA